This is a messenger RNA of Pseudovirgaria hyperparasitica, 1716 nucleotides long. Its product is annotated as alpha/beta-hydrolase. The coding region runs from base 1 to 1716 and encodes 571 amino acids. Lineage: Eukaryota; Fungi; Ascomycota; Dothideomycetes; Acrospermales; Acrospermaceae. The transcript has 2 exons. The record is from RefSeq and is a predicted model, not a curated record. Gene Ontology annotation, biological process: lipid metabolic process.
AUGUACGCCCUUGCACCCUCGAGACAGCUCUCGUCAGUAUCGUUGGUCGACUUCUCGCGCCAUGUCGAUGCUACAGCCGAAGUCCCUGCCUUGCCACUUAUCACGGUGCGUCCACCACUGAAGCCGCGCAACUCGAGGCUGUCACGUGCCAUCUUCAACGCCUUUCUGCCCUCUGUCGUGCGUGUCGCCCAUCGCUGUGGCUGUGCAGGCGUGCUGGAAUUCGAUGUCUCCAUUUUCGAGGAUGAUGAACUAGCCAGAGAUGUUGACUACAGUUCUGGAGAAGAUGACGAUUCACCGAGCAUACCAAGCACGCCGACCUGCCUGGUCGAAUCCGUACAAGAUGUUCUGAAGCAUACAGACAGAGAUGUAUCGACUGCAACCACUUUAGAGGACUAUGAUGCCACAAUAUCAGCGCCAGACUUUCUGGAUACCAUUGGCGACUACCAAGCGACCCCCGAAAAUGCACCAUUUCUAUUUUAUCCUUUUCCUUCUUCUGCUUUGAAUAUGCAUAGCGCUCCUGUAUCCCCGUGUCUCACACCCUCUCUAUCACGGACUUCUUCUCCAUUAUCCUCUGUACCUCCAUCUCCUCGCUUGUCCCGGCCUGUGCCUCCAUUUCCAUCUACCUCGUCCAGUCGAGCCACUCUCACCGUGCCCACCGCAAUACCACGUUCCCGCUCCUCUCCCUCUCUCAACACAACUAACCCGCUCUCCGUCACAGACAACACACGCGCCUCGACGGCCAAGCACAUCUACGACAAAGUAUGGCGGUACCAAAACAGUCGAUUGCCGCCAGACAUGCCGCCAUGCGAAAUCCCUAUUGCGUGUUGGCCGUUGAUCAAUUUGGCGGCCAAGUAUAGCGAAAAGGUAUACACGGAUCCGCAGGCACGUGCCGAGAAGAAGAUGUAUGUCAGCGCGGGUGCAAAACCUAUGUUCAUGAAGAGCGUGACAAGGGACGACCAGAAGGUUGUCAUAUUGGCGAUUCGUGGGACGAAAAGAUUCAAGGAUUGGUGUGUGAAUUUUCGUGAUCGGGGGGUAGACCCGAAGGGAUUCUUGGAUGACCCGACACAGAAAUGCCAUGCCGGGUUUCUUGACGUUGCAAAAUCCAUGAUCAAGCCGAUUGCCGAACAUCUCGACCACCUCUUGGCCGAAGAUCCCUCCCGCUCGCGCUGUUCACUACUUCUUACCGGCCACUCCGCCGGUGGCGCUGUUGCGUCUCUUCUCUACGCCCAUCUGGCAUCCUCCGCCGCCAUCUCGCCGUUUCACACCCUGAUGAGGAAAUUCAAGCGCGUCCAUUGUGUCACGUUCGGCACGCCCCCGUGUACACUGUUUCCUUUGGCAAAGCCCGAGGGCGAGGAAUGGGUAAGAAGCAUAUUCGUAACGUUUGUGAACGAAGGGGACCCUGUACCACGCGCGGAUCGGAGCGUGCUAGGCAGUCUGCUCGAUCUGUACAGGCAGCCGGCCCCGAAGAUUGGAAGUACGAUACAGUGGCGGGUACCGCCGGGGGAGAUGAAUCUGCCGGGGAGUUUGGUGGUGAUGAGAACGAAGCCGGGGAGUGGUGGGCCAGUGCUAAGCGUUGUGAAUGUAGAGGCGAUUAGUGCGAGGAAUCAGGACUUGCGCACCGUCAUGUACGGCGAUCCGUUGGCGCAUCAGAUGGUGUUGUACCAAAAGCGAGUGCAGGAAUUGGCGACGCGGUCGGCGACGGCGCGGGAUGAUUGA